CCAUUUCUUUGUGCAUUCGUCUCGGUUGAGUGUGAGAUGGUCUGCUUGCAUCACUGCGCGGUGGUGACGUGUGGCGUCUGGGAGCUGUCCCAGGAAUCAUGGUGCUGAAGCUGCUGCUGCUGCAGCUGCAGCAGCGAUUCAGCAGCCAAUGAUCACGGGAGGAUCCGGGGCUACGGAUGCUUUCACCCACAACAGGACAGUCCGACCAUCGUGUUGGAUUUUAACGGGAGGGAUUUCUACGCGUGGAACGUGGGGAUCCGGUCAUUUGGGAUGUAAGCUUCACGCGGACUUGUCAGCCACCUGCAGUCUGGCAGGAGAUUUAACGAGAAGAAGAAGAAGAAAAAUCCUGAAACUGUGAGUCGUAUGGCAAUUUUGGGUGUCUCGCCAGCGGUUUCAUUUUUUUUUAACUUAAUGGCUUCAGACACUUGUUUGCAUCGAUGGGAUUUAUUUGCCUUUUGGAUUUCUGUCACCGCAUCAAGACGAUAAGCGACUUUCAAUUAGAAUACACCAAUAUCAACCCGGAAAACUAAAAGGGCUCCUUGCAAACCCGCAACCCCGCACCGCGCAUUCAACGCCAUAUGAGCAAGUGUUGACCUCCGCAUGGUGCCGUGAGUUGGUGGCCGGACACAGCCCGAUGCUGCGCAGCCCGGGCAUGCUGAAGAGCCGCUGCUGCGUCCUGCUCGGGGACCUGAGGCUGCUCCUUCUCGGGCCACCGACACCGCUGCCCCCGCUGACCCCCAUGAGCGUCCAAGGCACGGACACUCGCGAAACGUGCGUCGUCGUCGUCCCCGACAACAACAACACGUUGACGCGGAGCCAUCAGCGCGCGGGGGACCGGGUUGCCCCCCCUGCGGCGGGGGCCACGGGCGCGUCGGCCGGAGAGCGGCCGUGCUGGGUUGACGCCGCCGAGCUGUCGGCGGCCCUGCGCGGCUGCAGCAGCUCCUCCGACGACUGCUCGAAGGGCAAACUGGAGGAGAGGUUCUCCCUCACCAGCUACACGGAAAGUGGUUUCAGGACUCCCUUGUGCAGGAUCUGCUUCCAGGGACCCGAAUACGGGGAGCUCCUGAGCCCAUGUCGGUGCAACGGAUCGGUACGCUGCACCCACCAUCCCUGCCUCAUCAAAUGGAUCAGCGAGAGAGGCUCCUGGGCGUGUGAGCUCUGCUACUACAAAUACCAGGUCAUCGCCAUCAGCACCAAGAACCCGCUUCAGUGGCAAGCCAUCUCCUUGACCGUGAUAGAGAAAGUGCAGAUAGCAGCAGCCAUCCUGGGCUCCCUGUUCCUCAUGGCCAGUAUCUCCUGGCUGGUGUGGUCGUCCUUCAGCCCGUCAGCCCGCUGGCAGAGGCAAGAUCUGCUGUUCCAGAUCUGCUACGGCAUGUACGGCUUCAUGGACAUCGUCUGCAUCGCACUGAUUGUCCACGAGGGGCCGUCGGUGUUUCGGAUAUUCCACCGCUGGCAGGCCGUCAACCAGCAGUGGAAGGUCCUGAACUAUUGCAAGUCGAUGGACAGUGAAGACCUGAAGAAAUCCCCCGUGGACAGGACUCUGUCUCAGCCCAGCCCGGGUUAUCCGACCGGCGUGGGAGUGUCCACCUCCACCUCCUCGCUGAUGGCGGUGGCCUCCGCGGCCGACGGCUCCACCACUACGGCCGUGGUGGCGCCCGCCGAGGGAGUGGGAACAAACGUGGACCCCGACGGCGGCAGCGCGGUGCCGGACCAGCACUGUCCCUACAGCAUCCUCCACCUGCUCAGUCACCUCAGGCAGCCAGAGGUCCGCGGACAACCAAGCAACGGCACACGCGAGCUGGUCAUGAGAGUCACUACGGUCUGAGGAGUCCGUUAGAGGCCUUAUGGAGGUGAACCAGUCAUGAACUAGGGGGGAAAAAAAUACGUAUCUCAACUGUUCUUCUUUGUUUCAAAAAGCAUCUCUGAUGUCCUUAUGUGCAUUGAAUAAAAGUGGUUUGAUUUGCA
Messenger RNA from Gasterosteus aculeatus aculeatus (three-spined stickleback), 1965 nucleotides. RefSeq names its product membrane associated ring-CH-type finger 4b (gene marchf4b). Gene Ontology annotation, molecular function: ubiquitin-protein transferase activity; zinc ion binding. Lineage: Eukaryota; Metazoa; Chordata; Actinopteri; Perciformes; Gasterosteidae. Gene Ontology annotation, biological process: protein ubiquitination. The record is from RefSeq and is a predicted model, not a curated record.